Molecule: messenger RNA, 4774 nt
Organism: Cydia amplana
Lineage: Eukaryota; Metazoa; Arthropoda; Insecta; Lepidoptera; Tortricidae
Gene: lqfR
Exons: 12
Coding region: 159-4628 (1489 amino acids)
Biological process (GO): endocytosis
Cellular component (GO): endosome; clathrin vesicle coat; plasma membrane
Molecular function (GO): phospholipid binding; clathrin binding
Source: RefSeq, a predicted model, not a curated record
AAAAUUUAAUUUUGUAAUGGCAACACUAAACCCCUCGCCAUUUUGCGAGAAUGUCAGCCAAAUCAUCAGCUUGCAUUUUUCGUUAAAUUUAUGUUGUUUUACAUUAUAGUUACAGUGAUUUUUGUUUAAAAAAGUUAUUGAACAGUUAAAUUAUCAAAAUGGAUCGUUUUAUAAGCAUGUGGAAAGUUCGGGAGCUGGCGGACAAAGUUACAAAUGUAGUGAUGAACUACACAGAGGUCGAAGGCAAGGUCCGCGAAGCUACGUCCGACGAGGCCUGGGGUCCGACCGGGCAACAAAUGCAAGAGCUAGCCCUGGCGACCUUCACAUAUGAACACUUUCCCGAGGUCAUGUCCAUGUUAUGGAGGAGGAUGUUGCAUGAUAACCGGUCACACUGGCGAAGGACUUACAAGUGCCUACUCCUCCUAAGCUACUUGGUGCGAAACGGCUCGGAGCGAGUGGUCACAUCGGCUCGGGAACACAUUUACGAUCUGCGCUCACUCGAAAACUUCACUUAUGUGGACGACGUGGGAAAAGACCAGGGUAUCAACGUUCGCCAUAAGGUGCGUGAAUUGAUCGACUUCAUUCAAGACGACGACAAACUGAGAGAGGAGAGGAAAAAGGCUAAGAAGAACAAGGACAAAUAUAUCGGGAUGUCUUCAGAAGCGGGCACGAUGGGCGCGCGCGGCGCCGGGGGCUGGGGCGAGUAUAGCGACCGCGGCGGCGGCACCAACUGGGACGAGCCCAAAGAGCGAAAUGAUGAUGAUGAUUAUGACCGGGCAGAUGAUUCUGAUGGUGACUAUAGUCAUGGGCCCAGCCAUGUUAGCGCCAGGAAACCUAACAAAGAAAACGUAUAUCGAGACGACGGCGCCGGUAGUCCACCGCCUCGCUCCCUCAGCGCGCGCGCCGCCGAGCGCGAGCGAGACCGCGAUACCGACGGCUACGUCAGCGCGGGACUGUCUCAGGGCUCCGCUACGGGACUCGGCGCGGGGAACACGCUCAACAUCAGCCUGAAGAGCCCCGCCAAGACUAAGAGCAGUACGCCCAGCAAAAAGAUCGAUUUAGGCGCUGCCGCGAGCUAUGGCAAGUCCGCUUCGAGUCCAGCGCCCACUCCAACCAACAACAACCAGUCACAGGAACUGUUGGACGACCUGUUCAAGACCUGUCCCGUACCAGGCACACCGCAGGGCGGACUUAUUGAAGACGACUUCGACCCCAGUCCAGCGCCCACUCCAGCCAACAACAACCAGUCACAGGAACUGUUGGACGACCUGUUCAAGACUUGUCCCGUACCAGGCACACCGCAGGGCGGACUUAUUGAAGACGACUUCGACCCCAGGGCUGAAGAUCUCAAACCGGCACCAACCAGCACCGAGUUCGGAGACUUCACCAACGCCUUCGGGGCCCCCGAGCCUGGCUCCAAUGAUGGUUUCGCUGACUUCAGCAGCGCAUUCACCGGAGCACCUAGCACUUUUGGAGCACCCGCUGCCUUUGGGGCUCCGGCCAGCAAUAACUUUGGGGCUCCGGCCAGCAAUAACUUUGGGGCUCCGGCCAGCAAUAACUUUGGAACGGCUAGUAACAAUUUUGGAGCGCCGGCUUUGAGCAACAGUUUUGUGGCAAAUGUUACUACACCGGUCAAUAAUAAUGCUGCCCCGGCAUCGAACCUAGACCUGCUGAGUGACCUGGCCCCUCCCCCGAUCACCCCAGGGGGCUUUAGUGACCUGGACUCGCUGUCAUCACAGCUGUCUGACGUCACACUACAACCCACACAUACUGGUGAGUUGGCUAUACAGUUCAAAACACACUCGACUCCUGUCUGCAUGAUACGUCACAUAAAUGUAACUAGUAUAAAUACAGUUUUGGGCACAUUCAGGUGUUUUCCAUUUCCAGAAAAUGAAAAAAGGAAAAGCGACCUCCGCAGAGAGUUGAGAACACUUGUAGACGCUUUACACGGAGUCGAACAAGUGAGCUCCGCCAGUCAAGUGAAAAAACUGGCUCCGUACCUCGAGGAAGUUUCCAAGACCCUCCCCGGACCCAUCACAGUGCAAAAGCUGAGCCGGAUCGAUGAAAAAUCCUUCAACAGUGAAGUUUUAGAAGUGUUUGUGCAGUGUUUAAGUAGUGUAGUGCGCGUUAUGACAACAUUGUGGCCGCUUUUCAAGAAUGAAGUCUCAAGCCUGUUCACCGUUGAAGAAAGUUUUGAGGUUAGUCAUGAAACACUUGCCGUUCUAUGUGGGUUUUUGAAAAAUGAAAGUAACGAAGUCACUAUAAACGCUUUUGCGUCAAUUUUGACAGACUAUGUCAAAAGUGAUGCAGUUUUGACCGCUAUUAUUGACUGUAGUAGUGUCAAAUUUGAUGAUGAAAGUGAGCUGUAUAAACAGCAAAAUGAAUGGGAGAGCUAUAUUCAACUGCUGGUGACAUUACCAGAAAGAAUUGCUAAUAAAUUAGAGAAAAACACACCCAAGAAUUUCUCACAUGAGAACUAUUCGUACAAUUUGAUCUUUCACAUAAUAAGAAGCAUGGAUUAUAUGACUGAGUCCAGUUACGCGCAGAAUAUACAGUAUGACGUUUCAUUCUUGUCGUUUUUGGUAUCCAAAGUGAUAAUUAAUUACAAUAUGAGCGGUAAUUCGGACGCCAUAUUCAAAUUCAUAGACACACUUAUCGCAUGGUCGACCAAUGAAACUGUUACUAUGUAUAUCAGGCGGAAACUCAUACAAAAGAUGUUCUUCCACUUAAACAGGAAAGCCAUAGAUUUCAUCUCAAUGACAUUGCUACACCGAUCACCCAUAGACUAUACAAAAACUGAACAAGCAAUUUUACAUAUGCUUGGAGACAAUUUCGAUCAAAAUAAAGAUUGGGAAGAAAUUCUAACAUAUAGAAUACCUUUAUACAUUCAGCCGAAAGACUACAAAGAUACCACUAUACCAGAAAACUUGAUAUAUUACCUAUCUACUACAAGAGACAGCAAAGUUUUGACUGAAUUAGUUUUAAAAUUAAGUAGAGUCUGGUCAGAACACUCAAAUGUUACUAACAUAACACAUCAUAUGUACACUUCACAAUUACUGAUACUUGCUAUCAAAUAUUGUGUUAUAAUUCAUAGUGGGAACAAAGAAAACUGGUCGUUAAAUGAACUAAAACCAGUCCUCUAUAAAGGCAUGUCAAAACAUCUUGAUGUAAUGUCACAAGAAUUCAGGUGUAUUGGUAUGGCCACUAUUGAGAUUAUAUUGAAAUUAUUAGCAGUACUAGAUGACACUGAUAAAUCUGUAGAAAAACUAAGCUUUGAUUAUAUAGAAAUGGGACCAAGUUGCGUCGAAAUACAUCAUCAGCUCAAAGAACUAACGCAUAAAUGCAUAAUAGACGCAAAGCGAAAGAUACCAAAAGAUUUUAAGCCGAAAACAGUAGAUUUGAAAGGAAUUCUCGAUCUAAUCGCUAUGAAAGUGAUAGAUGAACAUAGACCCGUCCAUAAUAACACUAUAAUGACCUGUGCUGUCAAAAGCCCAGAGCAAACUAAAGAAAUCGUUAAAACUAUUAUCUCAGUCAAACUUGACGCUCUAGAUAAAAGCAAGACUUUAUCAGAGGAUUUAGAUUCAGAUGACGAUCUGCAACCUUACGAUAUGUCAAACGACAUAGCUAUAGCUGAUAAAAAUAGACCAGCAUAUGUCAGAGAUUUAAUAGAGCUCAUAAGUGAAGCGAAAGAUGCAGAAAUAUUCGAGACAGCGGUGGAAACAGCUGAAGAAUUAAUUACUAAACAGCUUAAAAACGAAGAUCAUAAAUUGGCCACAGAAUUACUAGAUCUCUUCAUACAUUUGGACGCUAAAUUCCAUGUAGAUGAUUUUGAUAACAUCAAAUUUAAUACGGCAGUUGCUAUACUGUGCAGUCACCCUAAAGUUUGCGCUGAGCAUAUUUGUAAAGAGAUUCAUACAGACGUCGGAAGAUACUCUAUUGCUACCAAAAUCUUCAUGCUUGAUGUAUUUUCUGAAGCAGCCAACAGAAUUGCCGAUAUCAGACCUAAUAAUGAACCAAAACUAGUCAAACCUGAUGUUGUAAAUCAAGAUGAAGAAGAAGUAUCAGCAGAAGAAAUCAUACGACGCAGACUUAUACAGAAAACGAGAUAUUUCCACUCAAAACGACCACAUCCUUUUGCUAAAGCUAAGAAAAAUCAAUUCGCUGCGGUUUCUGAUAGUUUCUUCUAUCCAUUAGUCGGCGGAUUUGGUAUAAGACAGCUUACUUUAAGCCAUCAGAACCAAAAGCAAGACAUAGACAACAUUUUACUGUUCAAAUAUUUAUCAGUGAUUGGGAACAUAAUUCUAGCAUCGAAAAACUGUCCGAAAUGCCCGAGCUACUGUUGGGAUGUUGUCCAAAUGAUUCUAUAUCUCCGAUACACACCGGACCCAAAAAUACAGUCGUGCGUCAUAGCCAUGUUAGCUAGUGUGAUUAUAGUUUUACCGCAAUCUAUACUGCGGAGCGAAUUCGUAAAACCCAUGUCUGAGCUUCAGGCUUGGUUAGAAGAUAUGAUACGGGUAGAUAUAACUACACGAUUAAACAGUCCUGCAUCGGAAACGGCUAUAUUCGCUGCUCAAGUUAUUUCUUUACUAGAGAAUAACUUAGGUGAUGUAGGUUUAUUUGAGGAUUAGAGUUUGUGUACGGCUUGGCCCGAGACGGUAGAGGAUAAAUGCAAGCACUGCUCGAAGCUGCUUUGCAAUCACGAGGUGUUCUGGACGAAUGAUAUGACGAUAGCGUCGUAUUCGCGCAGUGUGCGUAAGUGAAUUCGUUCGCCAGG